This is a messenger RNA of Synchiropus splendidus (mandarinfish), 2783 nucleotides long. It is a transcript of the gene kpna4, whose product is annotated as karyopherin alpha 4 (importin alpha 3). Gene Ontology annotation, biological process: NLS-bearing protein import into nucleus. The record is from RefSeq and is a predicted model, not a curated record. The coding region runs from base 316 to 1869 and encodes 517 amino acids. The transcript has 17 exons. Gene Ontology annotation, cellular component: cytoplasm; nucleoplasm; nucleus. Gene Ontology annotation, molecular function: nuclear import signal receptor activity; protein binding. NCBI's taxonomy places the organism in Eukaryota, Metazoa, Chordata, Actinopteri, Syngnathiformes, Callionymidae.
GUAGUUGCACAAAAUCUCACCUCAGACACGCAGUACAGAUCAGUGGUGCUAACGUGACUGCAUUAAAAGUCAGCUUGGGUUCGCCUCAUGACAGCGUGUGUUGAAGCAUCCCGAUCUCAGGGGGGAUUUCCCCACCCUUCCUCUCCGUCACUGUGAGGCUGCCCUCCUCCACCACCGGCAUUCCCAGCAUGCACCGCGGGCACGGCAGCAAAAAAUAGUCCGCUAACGUAGAGGCCGAGAAUCGGGAACCGACGAAGGAAGGAAGAGUAGCUCUCAAGACCGAAUACGACGACUAUUAUCACCACAACCGCUAACAUGGCCGACAACGAGAAACUGGACAACCAGCGGCUGAAGAAUUUCAAGAACAAGGGCCGUGAUUUAGAGACUAUGCGAAGACAGAGGACUGAAGUGGUGGUUGAGCUCAGAAAGAACAAAAGAGACGAGCACCUUUUGAAGAGGAGAAAUGUACCUCAUGAGGAUAUUUGUGAGGACGACGAGGGAGAUUUCAGAUCGCAAAACACCUCCCUUGAAGCAAUAGUUCAAAAUGCCACCAGUGAUAACCAGGGCAUCCAGCUAAGUGCAGUCCAGGCAGCCAGGAAGCUUUUGUCCAGCGACCGUAACCCUCCCAUUGAUGACCUGAUAAAGUCUGGAAUUCUUCCCAUUCUGGUUCACUGCCUGGACAGAGAAGACAACCCUUCUCUUCAGUUUGAGGCAGCGUGGGCUCUAACCAACAUUGCAUCUGGCACCUCAGAGCAGACUCAAGCUGUGGUGCAGUCCAACGCUGUUCCUCUGUUCAUGAAGCUUCUACACUCUCCUCAUCAGAACGUGUGUGAGCAGGCUGUGUGGGCUUUGGGAAACAUCAUUGGUGAUGGUCCUCAAUGCAGAGAUUACGUCAUCAGCCUUGGUGUCGUCACGCCUCUGCUCACAUUCAUCAGUCCCUCCAUUCCCAUCACCUUCCUCCGCAAUGUCACGUGGGUAAUGGUCAAUCUCUGCCGUCACAAGGACCCGCCACCUCCCAUGGAGACCAUCCUUGAGAUCCUACCAGCUCUCUGUGUGCUGAUCCACCACACUGACGUCAGUAUCUUGGUAGACACAGUGUGGGCGCUCUCCUACCUGACUGACGCUGGAAACGAGCAGAUCCAAAUGGUCAUUGACUCCCACAUUGUCCCACACCUGGUUCCUCUAUUAAGUCACCAGGAGGUCAAAGUUCAGACUGCUGCCUUGAGGGCUGUGGGGAACAUUGUGACUGGCACAGAUGAGCAGACACAGGUGGUCCUCAACUGCGACGCUCUCAAUCACUUCCCUGCUCUGCUCACGCACCCCAAGGAGAAAAUAAACAAGGAGGCAGUGUGGUUCCUGUCAAACAUCACAGCUGGAAACCAGCAACAGGUUCAGGCUGUCAUCGAUGCAAAACUGGUUCCUAUGAUCAUUCACCUGCUUGAUAAGGGCGACUUUGGAACUCAAAAAGAAGCUGCCUGGGCCAUCAGCAAUCUCACAAUAAGUGGAAGAAAAGACCAGGUGGCACAUCUGAUCGAGAAGCAGGUCAUCCCUCCCUUCUGCAACCUGCUGACCGUGAAGGACGCCCAAGUGGUGCAGGUGGUCCUCGAUGGCCUCAGCAACAUCCUCAAAAUGGCUGACGACGAAGCGGAGGCCAUUGCUAACCUGAUCGAAGAGUGCGGAGGUUUGGAGAAGGUGGAGCAGCUGCAGAAUCAUGAAAACGAAGACAUCUACAAACUGGCUUAUGAAAUCAUCGACCAGUUCUUCUCAUCCGACAUCGAUGAAGACACCAACCUGGUCCCAGACGCCAUCCAGGGUGGAACCUACAACUUCAACUCAGCCAACGUGCCAGCUGAGGGAUUCCAGUUCUAGUCGGCAUCUGGGGUACACUGGAGUUUUGUUCACGAUGCAGCACUCUGUUCAACAUAAAACAAAUUAGGAGAGCGAGAGAGAGCGAGAGCGAGAGUGUGAUAAAUUUGAUCCAUUGUGCUUGGCUCGUGGGAUCCAUGGCUGCAUCUAAUCUGAGAGAGAAAUGUGUGGAUUUCAUUUGGCAUUCCAGGGGAACCGGCCCAAAUGAAGUUUGAGUUGGCGAGUGGGUGCGAGUGAGAAUGAGUGGCUACAUGUUGCAAAACUAGCAAAACAUCUACAUCGUUGAAAGACGUGCCGACGUAACUUCUGAUGUUGGAGCUGCUUUCUUCCGAAAAUGGACUCAAACGACGACGACGACGACGAUACAAACUCACGAGGAGAACCAAGGACGCCCCAAAAUGACUGAUCCAGUAAUCUCACCGAACAAGACAAUGCAUCGAACUUCAAUUAUCGAACUGAGAUGAACCACCAACCAUCGCAAUCCUGCGGUCCUCCGACGACAGGGGGCGCCACCCUCCACGCGCCUCCUCCCCAAUCGGCCACGCUAUCAGACGUGUGAAUGGACCCAUUGUGUAUGAAUGUCUGGACUCAGCGCUGAGGAGCCAGGUUCAUCUCCUCCGACAAGACGCCCCGACAGGGCCCCACCCUCUCCCCCCCAGUGGGCGUGGCCAGGAGUCCGGUGGUGUGUGCAAGAGAGUUGGACGAUUGAGUUGUGUGUGCUUGGCUGCGUGAGAGACUGGAUGAGAAGCGCAUGCAGAGGCGGGAAACAGAAACAUCUGGAGAGAAGCGAGGAGAAGAAAAAAAAACGCAACGAUGAGUUUAGGAAAGGUUGCAAGAGCGAAAGUCCGCCUUUGAAAAGAGGCGGAUCCACAAAUCCCUGAAAGGAAGAACUUUGGAUAUGGAAAAAAAAAAAACAA